GUCGGUGUGUCGAUCACUUCCAGUUUGUCCGUCGAAGCCGCCAGUUGUUGCUGUGGUCGUCGUGUCGUCGCCAGCGAAACGUGCGUCGCGUCGGUCGCGCCAUAUGAGAGAGCGUUCGUUCAGAUACAAAUAUAUAUCUACGUGUGUCAGUGUGUGUGUGAGUGUCUCUGAAAGCGAAAACUGGCGCUCAAGUUCAGUCAGCGAUUUGUCGAUUUCUAUGCAAAUUAUUACUCGGAAAAGAAACACAUAAAUAUAUAAUACGAAGUCGGGAGUCAGAGUCAGAGGAAGGAAAAAAAUAGCGUGCUAUUUUUAUUUCGCUAAAUGUCGACUUGAGACUCACGUCGUCAGAUUCAGAGACAGAGCUAGAGCCAGAGACAGAGUCGAGAGACUGUAACCCGAGUCGCUGUCCACGACUGAUGAAAAAAAAUAAUAAGAAAUAAAGCAGAAAAAACAGAAAAACGCGGAGAAGCACAGAAAAACAGACAAACAGAAAACAGAUUGUAUCUGUAUCUAUAGUCGCGACCCGCGGCCCGUUUGGUGUGUGUACUUGUACAUUAGUGCGGCGGCGGCUUCAUCUGUAUCUGUAUCUGUGUCGGUAUCGCGGAGGCGCAGGCGGCGGCAAAGCGCCAAAAGUAAUCGUAAACUAGAGGGAACUAAGGAAAAAUAAAUAAAUAAAAAGUUGCGCCGCUCUUCAGGCUCGCCUCCUGCAUCUCCUCCUCGUCAAAGGGAUCUGAAAGAUAGGAGCUAUCCGCGAAUUGUGUUAUUUGUGUCGCUCUACAUCUCCCUGUGAAGUGAAGUUUCGCCAGAGUCAGGGCUGGAAAUGUAAGAGGAUCCACGAUCAAGCAUUAAAAGUCGACCAGCGAUCAACGAUCAUCUAGAUUAUAAAGCAUCAUCUACUGGUAGCCAUGGCAUACCAUGGAGCCGUUUUCAUACUUAAUGCCUUCGAGCAGAGUUACUACAACCGCAUGAAGGAGUUCGAGCGCCUGGCCGCCGCCGCAGCAGCUCUCGCAUCCUCCACUGACUCCUCCCCCUCGGCAUCCUCCUCGUCGAGUGACCCGUCGACAUCUUCAACCUCCUCAUCCACGGCCAGCUCUCCCACAUCGGCGGCGAGGGAAGUGGCCCAGGCCGCAGCCGCUCUGGCGGCCACUAAAAGGCUUGCCGCUUAUCAUGGCCAUGCGCAGGGAAAGGGACCGGGCCAGGGGGAGUUUCCUGUCCAGUCUGGGAUGUUCUAUCAGCAGCAGCAGCAUCGCCAGCAACUGGAACAGCUGCACCAGCAGCAUCAACAGCAUCAGCUACAGGCGGUAGCCGCUAAUCAGCAGCAGCCCCAGCCCACGUCCGCGGACGCCAGCGCCUCCAAUAUGGCCAACAGCCUGCUGUGGCAGCCCUGGCGAGAUCUCCAGCAGGCAGCAGCGAUGCACCAUCAGCUCUACAAGCAACAACAACAGCAGCAGUUGCAGUUGCACAAAGAGAUGCGAGUGACGUCAAAGGAGCUGCCAACCACCAAAUGGAGGCGCGAGCGCCGCCAGCGUACCGCCGAGUACCAGGUUCAUGAUGCCGGCAGCAGCGACCGGGAGCGUGAUCGGGAGGAGCGUGAUAUGGACAGCCCCAUUGACAUGUCGCUGACGUCGGGGUCGGGGUCGGGGGCACUGAAGCUUCACCAGAAUCGGGCCUCGCCGCCGCCGCCAUACCGCGAGCCACUGCCGGGGACCAACUAUGCUGCCAACAGCCGACCCAGCGUCAUCACCCAAGCACCACCAAAGCGGGAGGUGCCAGAGCCGGCCCACUCCACAGAGAACAUGGCCAUGUGCGACAUUGAUGAGCACUUCCGCCGCUCGCUGGGCAAGGACUAUGCGGCCCUCUUUGCCAAGAAGUCGCCAACGCCCACACCCACGCCCACGCCCUCGCCAUGUGGAACGCCCAUGCAGCAGAUAUCGCCCCUGGCCUAUGGACCGACAGCAGCAGGAGCUGGAGCAGGAACAGGGGCUGCAGCUGCGCCUCUUCUCUAUCAGCAACAUCGCUCGCCACUGCAUAAGUCGGGCCUGGCCAUGAUGCAUUCGCCGACGCUGCGAUCGGAGCCAGAUUCGCCGCAGCUGGAGUUGCCGCCGCCGCAGGAGGAACCUCUGCCGCUCUCACUGCAUCGUUCCCCGACUCCACCGUCGACGUCACCAUUGCAACCGUCACAGCCACCACAGCCGCCACAAACGUCUGCAUCUGCUACCAGCCAGGCACUGGACACAUCCGUGAAUGCCAAGCGAGCACUGGACACACUGCAUCACACGCCGCCCAGGUACAACACGCCGCCGCCGCCCCCAGCGUACGGCAGCGUCCCAGCCUCUACGCCAACGCCAACGCCGACUUCAACUCCAACACCGACCCCGACGCCAACGCCAGUCCAGAUUCCCACCCCCAGUAGCACCCCCACGAUGCCGGCGAUCAUACGCGUGAAGGCCGAGCCGGGUCUGGCAGCUGUGGCCGCCUCCUCGACGCAGACGCCACCUGCCUCGCCCACCUCGUCUACGAACAUUUCGAUAUUCACCAAGACUGAAGCCUCCGUCGACGAUCACUUUGCAAAGGCGCUGGGCGAGACCUGGAAGAAGCUCCAGGGUGGCCACAAAGAUUAGGAAUCGGAGGAAGAUGAGGACGAGGAGGAGGAGCAGCGACCACGCACCGAUCCCAAUCCGAUCUAUUCCGAUCCGAUCCUCACCCAGAUCCAACUCAAGAGCUGUUUUUUUAUUAUAAAUAUUUCAAAACUACACAAUUAACGUUUAAAGAUCUCAUGACGAUGUGAAAGGAAAUUCUUCAACUGCGAGCGUAUUACAGUAUGUUUCUGAUAUUGAAUAUUGAUAGCGGUUAUGUACGGAUAUAUAUAUAUAUAUAUAUAUAAAAACAUAUAUAAUGAUUUAUAAUGAUACGGAUGAUUGAUAUAUGGAAUAUGAUUUACGAUGAUCUAUGAUCUACAAUAUGAUUUAUGUGUAUGGCAAACUGUGUAUACGUACAAGUGACAAAAUUUGGUAUUCUUAAUGCUUAGUUGGUAAAGACUAAUCCUUAAUAAUAUACACCUAUUACAAUUAAGUGAAAAUCCUACAAAUAAUAUAUAUAUUAUUGCUUACAAAUCC
Drosophila subobscura is the source of this 3116-nucleotide messenger RNA. RefSeq names its product extensin (gene Tgi). The transcript is spliced from 3 exons. The record is from RefSeq and is a predicted model, not a curated record. Gene Ontology annotation, molecular function: transcription coactivator binding. Gene Ontology annotation, biological process: negative regulation of DNA-templated transcription. Lineage: Eukaryota; Metazoa; Arthropoda; Insecta; Diptera; Drosophilidae. The coding region runs from base 906 to 2621 and encodes 571 amino acids.